AUGGAUUGCAUCGUCAGUCGUUUAUUUGGUUUUAUAUUAUUAUUUUCUGUUUUGGUUAGCCUAAAAUUUAAUAUUCAAUUUGGUCGUUGGUUUCUGAAUCAAUAUCGUCACGGUCGUCAUCAAUUGCGUUAUAAUUUUCUAGUUCUAAAUAUGUUCAUUAAUUCAAUAUGUAUAUUAUUAAUUGAAAUUCCAAUUGUAUUAGUUCAAUGUUUUCUUUGUCGACAAUAUUGUAUUGAAUUUUUAUGUAAGUUAGAAGGUUUUAUUUCGUAUUUGAGUUGUAUAACAACAAUUUAUUUAUUAUCAACAAUGAGUGUUCUGAGAUACCUUGUUGUUUCAAAUAAUCGAUAUUUAUCAACAGUAUCGAAAUAUCACGGUUUGUAUAUUGUCGUGGGAUGCUGGCUUGUUGCAUUAAUCUGGACAUUACCAUCAUUGUUUGGUUUAAAUCCGUAUUUCCCCGAAGGUAUAGGAUUCCAUUGUGCUUAUUACUGGUUAGAUCCAUCAUUUCGAAGUAAAAUAUUUUUCAUAUUUGCUUGUUUAUUCGUCUAUGCUCUGCCGUUAACAUUGUUAUUGUGCAUGAAUAUUCUCAUUUAUCAAUUUGUGCGACGUUCAAUGAAAUUUGACACAAAAAGUCCGUUAACGUCUGGAAAAAGGCUUACCCUUCGACGACGAUAUUUAAAACAAAUGAAUAUUGAUUAUCGAUUUGCUUUAGCAGCUCUCAUUAUUGUUUCAGAAUUUAUUCUCAGUUGGACACCGUAUGCUGUAAUCGGCAUAAUUAAAAUCGUUUAUGGUAAAGCAUCAGCAUUUGAAUAUGUUUUUCUAUUUACACUGGGAGCUUUAUUAGCAAAAAUUUCAAUGUUAAUUAAUCCAUUGAUUUAUAUUUUUACUGUUAAAAAGUUAUUUGUAUAUGAGUAUAGGGUCAAUGAAUCAAAGUAA
Molecule: messenger RNA, 933 nt
Organism: Didymodactylos carnosus
Lineage: Eukaryota; Metazoa; Rotifera; Eurotatoria; Philodinida; Philodinidae
Source: the annotation of a GenBank genome assembly